AUGAAGACUUUCAGCCUUGCAGUCACCGCGCUGCUGGCCGGCCAGUCGGCCGUGGCGCAGAACAUGUUGCGGUUCGCCUGCUCACAGCUCGUGGUUGAGCGUACCGACCCGCUGGUCAACCCAGGGAUGGUCUUCACCCCUCACCUUCACCAGAUCGUCGGUGGCAAUGGGUUUAACGUUACCAUGGAUCCCAACAACGACCCGGCCACGCUGUCGACCUGCACUAGCUGCAGCUUCGUCCAGGACAAGAGCAACUACUGGACAUCCGUCCUGUUCUUCAAGGCAAAGAACGGAAGCUACCACCGCGUGCCUCAGACUGGCAACGGCGGACCGCAGGGCAAGCUCAUCAACAACGGUGGUCUGGAUGUUUACUAUAUCCCCAGUGGAAAGACAACAGCUUUCAAGAAGGGUUUCCGUAUGCUCGCUGGCAACGCGGCCAACACGAACGUGAACUCAGUUAGCAAAGGCAACAUCUGCCAUCGGUGCUGGACCUCGCCGAACGAGGACCAAUUUGUCGGCGGCGCGCCAUGCACUGGCUCUGAUACCGUCGAGGUCCCCAGUGGAUCGAACUGUCAGAUGAUCCGACAAACCAUCAUCUUCCCAGCAUGCUGGGACGGUAAAAACCUCGACAGCCCGAAUCACCAGGACCACGUGGCCUACAGCGGCUCCGGAGCAAGCGGCGGCGGAUCUUGCCCGUCCACACACCCAGUCAAGCUUCCGCAGAUCAUGUACGAACUCAUGUGGAACGUCACUAUGUUCCAGAAGGACCGUAGCAUCUGGCCCACGGACGGCUCCAACCCGUUUGUGUACAGUAUGGGCAUCGGUGGCGCUGCUGCCCACGGUGACUACGUCUUCGGGUGGGAGGGCAACACACUCCAGAAGGCCAUGGACAGUGGCUGCAACCUCAACCGGGACUGCCCUGCGGCUGGCAUCACUGCCCAGCCUGCUGAUAAGUACAAUGCCUGCACCAAGCAGCAACAGGCCAAGGAGCCAGUUGAUGGAUGGCUGCCUGCUCUUCCUAUGGGUGGCAUGAUGGCUAAGCGUUGA
Messenger RNA from Diaporthe batatas, 1047 nucleotides. RefSeq lists its product as uncharacterized. Lineage: Eukaryota; Fungi; Ascomycota; Sordariomycetes; Diaporthales; Diaporthaceae. The record is from RefSeq and is a predicted model, not a curated record. The transcript is spliced from 5 exons. Bases 1 to 1047 code for a protein of 348 amino acids.